Messenger RNA from Corythoichthys intestinalis (scribbled pipefish), 2036 nucleotides. RefSeq names its product GTPase IMAP family member 4-like. Bases 1 to 1254 code for a protein of 417 amino acids. The transcript has 2 exons. Lineage: Eukaryota; Metazoa; Chordata; Actinopteri; Syngnathiformes; Syngnathidae. Gene Ontology annotation, molecular function: GTP binding. The record is from RefSeq and is a predicted model, not a curated record.
AUGUUAUCCUCUGGCAAACAACCAUCUCCCAAGACAAGGACAGGUAGGAAGUCAGCUCCUUUCUUGUCAGAGAUCAGACUGGUUCUUCUCGGGAAGACUGGCAGCGGGAAAAGCGCCACCGGCAACUCCAUUUUGGGUCGUAAACUUUUUGAUGCAAAGGUCAGCAGCUCUUCGGUCACCCAGCGUUCUCGGAGGGCCUGUGGAGAAAUCAGCAGAAGGCACCUAGUGCUUUUGGAUACUCCGGGAAUUCUGGACACUACACAAAUGGCACAGGAGGUGCAGAAAGAGUUGAGGAAGAGUGUUAGUCUUCUCUUCCCAGGGCCACAUGUCUUUCUUAUAAUUAUCCAGAUAUCACGGUUCACUCAGGAAGAGAAAGAGGCAGUACGGCAGUUCAAACAGGCCCUUGGUUCUCAUGCUUUACAGUUGUCUAUUGUGGUUUUUACCCAUGGAGACUGCAUGGAAGAGGGAGUUUCUGUGAGGCAGUGUAUGAUAGACAUGUGCCCAGACCUGGAGGAAUUGUUGACAGAAUGUGGGGGGAGAUACUGUGUCUUCAACAACCAGAGCUCUAGAAGCAAGGAGCAGACAUCUGAGCUGCUUGCCAUCAUUGACCGCAUGAUGCAGGAAAAUGGAGGAACCUGCUACACCAGCAAGAUGCUUCAGAGAGCAGAAGAAGAUCUAGCCCGCAUACAGCGGGAGGAGAGGCAGUUGUUAAGACUCAAAGAGAAGCAAUUAAAAAAGAACUAUGAGGCAGCAAUGAAAGUGAGGUUUGAAAGAGAGCUGGAGAAGCUUCAGAAAAAAAGGGAAAUGGAGAACCUUGGCACAAAGAAGGAGAAGUUGAGAGUUUUUGCGGAAAAAGAGUUUGAAGAGUUUGAGAGACAGAUGAGGCUCCAUCAGGAGGAGGACAACACAGGAGAAGCUUUUCAAGAGAAGGUUGAAGGUCGGGCGACCCAAAUGGAAAAACAACAAACGGACAAGAUAAAAAUAGAAUUCCUCAUGCAGCAGCUCCAACUCUUCAAGUUGAUGACUGAUGAGUAUAAACGCAGAGAAGUCAGCCUCAAGAGGCAGUUGAAACGACAGGGGAGAGAACCUCAAUCUAUGUUUGUUGCACAACUGAGCAACAAAACCAUCAAGAAGAAACGUGGGGAUUCACUGCACAGCACUGCAAAGUAUGUGACUGGAUUCAUGCAUGAGAUGGGACAGAUUGGGCUCAAUGCAUCUUUCCAGCACGUGGGGACUGCUUGUUGUAUACAGUAACACCUUUUCCUCAAUAGGUCAUUAUUCAGUAACUUCAACAACAACAAAUAAAACCUUAACUCAUUUUCUGCCAUGAUGUGAAUGAGCAUCCAAUCCUAGGAAUGGGUUGGACAAGGGCAUUUAGUUCAAAUAAAUUGGACAUCUAUUGCCGUUAAACUAUUACACAUACUGCGCGGGCCAGAAGUCUGGACAGAUGAAUUGGUGUACAUUUAAAGUGUACCAGCCAGCUACGUGAAAAAACAAGUUAAAAAUGAACUACAACCACCUGGAUUCCUCCAUUGGCAAACUCGGAACCUACAGGCAACAAUAAAGCUGCAAAUAGUAAAUAUAAUUAAUCAGCCCUGAGACAAAAAAUGUACAACUAGAUAUCCAAGGAUCGAUGCGUAUACACUCUUAGAAUAUAACUACUAAAAUUCAUUCUGAUCCAUUCUCGAAUAACAGAGGAGUAGCAAUUUUACUUAGGCAAUCAAUCGGCUGUGAGACAAAAAUAAACUUUCGGCUCCUAAAAUUGAUGAAUCAAUCGCAUAUCCCAAUAACAUAAAAACAAUAAUGAGUUUUUGAGACCUCCCUGCGGGCGUUCUUAAAACAAAAAACACAAAUAGAAUAUGGCCCAUAUGAAAUAUUAAAGAGAAAUGCAGAUACAUAUGCUUUUUGUUGCAUUUUUUAAAAAACAACUAGAAUAACUUGGAAUGAAGACAUCCUGGGCAUUUCCAACUUUUUCCUAAUUCUUUUACACACCGGUAAAAGGAAAUAAAUACUCAAAAUAUAACAAAAGUGUUACA